Molecule: messenger RNA, 2914 nt
Organism: Ictalurus furcatus (blue catfish)
Lineage: Eukaryota; Metazoa; Chordata; Actinopteri; Siluriformes; Ictaluridae
Product: atrial natriuretic peptide receptor 2
Exons: 22
Coding region: 1-2751 (916 amino acids)
Biological process (GO): intracellular signal transduction; cGMP biosynthetic process; receptor guanylyl cyclase signaling pathway
Molecular function (GO): ATP binding; protein kinase activity; peptide receptor activity
Source: RefSeq, a predicted model, not a curated record
AUGAAUCCAUUCAGUCAUUAUGGAUGCACUUACCUGUUCCUAUUCGCCGUGGUGGUUGUGGGAUGGCAUGAUCUGGAUAACAGCGAGUACGACUGCUGGCCGUUGGAGAAACCGGAUGAGUUGAACAUGAUCGACUGUGGAGGAUUAGAGAUGGCCUGGGUGUUGCGUCCUCCAGAGAAGGUUCUGAGCGGUGAGGAGUUUAACGUCAUUUACUCAGUAACGGUUAAUGACAAGUUUUACCGGUGGGCCGUGGAGCACGAUGUAUUCAUUCACAGGUCCAUCAAAGACGCUGAUGAAGCUCGGCGUUUCUGUGAACAACAGGAGUGUCCCAGUAACUGGAAAGAUGCAAACGGAGAGAACUGCUGCAUUCACCACGCUAACAUCCACUCCUGCCCUAUGGGUUACAUGCAAGCCGCGGAAGAGAGGAUCUGUGGCCCGUGGAUUCCUGAUGACGGCAAAAUCUUCACACACACCAUCUCUACAUCAGGCAAAAUGACCCAAACCAACUGGACUGCCAAGGUGGUUCUGAUCCACGAGGGUCUGACGUCUCUGAUCGCGCACAUCCGUGUGGGGAACAUGCAAGUGGCUCUGGAGGCCAAGAGCACCGUCCUGCCCACCAUCUUGUGUGGUGACGGUGUGUGUCUGGAAGAGGAGAGCUGCUCCACGUGCCCAGCUGACUGUGGUGAUUGUCCUCUGAGUGCUUCAGUACGUGCCGCUAUUGGGCUAAUUGUGACCAUCAUCAUCAUCAGCUUCUUCACAAUUGCUAUGUGGUUUAGGUAUCAAAAACAGAAGUUGUUGUGGGAUGAGAGCUGGAUCAUAGAUUUCAGCGAAAUAAAACAGGACCAUGUUGCCCAGGAGACGAUGGGGAGUAUAAUCAGUGUUCCGGCUUUCAACAUUGACUCCAACGCCAGCUGUGUGACGGGACUCAGCUCCUGUACCGGCAUGCAAGCCUCACGCAAACAGCUUUACACACACACCAGCAUCUAUGAUGGACGAACUGUCGCCGUUAAGAAGAUUAAAACGAAGACGUUUUCUCUGUCAAAGGUCAUCAGGCAGGAAGUCAAGCAAGUCAGAGAACUCGACCAUCCAAACCUGUGCAAGUUUUUCGGAGGUUGCGUAGAGGUGCCCAACGUUGCCAUAGUAACGGAGUACUGUCCCAAAGGCAGCCUGAACGAUGUGCUGCUGAACGAAGAGAUCCCGCUGAACUGGGGCUUCAGGUUCUCGUUUGCGACGGAUAUCGCACGUGGAAUAUCGUAUCUGCACCAGCACAAGAUCUGUCACGGCAGACUCAAAUCAUCUAACUGCGUCAUCGAUGACCGCUGGGUGUGUAAGAUCACAGAUUACGGCCUGUGUGUGUAUCGGCGUGAAGACUGCGCUGAGCCACUCACCACCUACCAGUUGAGGCUGAGGGAUGUGUACACUCCUCCUGAAGCUCAGAACGGAAACAUGGAGCCCACACUAACUGGAGAUGUGUUCAGGCACACACACACACACGCACACACACGCACACACACACACACCUCUGAUACUGAGUGUGUGUGUCCCCACAAGGCACAGUAUCAGCAGUGUAAAUAUUUCAUUAAACAGGAUGUGUUCUGUUAUUUAUUUUUGCUCUGUUUUUAUUUCAGUUACUCGAUUAUUCUGCUGGAGAUCGCCACGAGGAGUGAUCCUGUCCCUGUGGAGGACACUUCAGUAGAGAGUGCCUGGUGUCCUCCGCUUCCUGAGCUGAUAUCUGGGAAAGCUGAUAACACCUGUCCCUGUCCUGCUGAGUACGCAGAGCUGAUUCGUCGAUGCCGCUCCCAUAAUCCCGCCCACAGGCCGACCUUCGAGCAAAUCAGAAAGUUUGUUUACAGGAUCAACCCUCACAAAGUCAGUCCAGUGGAUAUGAUGAUGAACCUGAUGGAGAAGUACAGUAAACACCUGGAGGUUCUAGUGGCAGAGCGCACGCAGGAUCUGAUGCAUGAGAAACAGAAAACUGACCGCCUGCUCUACAGUAUGCUUCCAAAGCAGGUAGCUGAUGAUCUCAGACAGGGGAAAUACUCUCAGGCUCAGAGUUACGUCAGCGCUACCGUCUACUUCAGUGAUAUAGUGGGAUUCACGCAGUUGUCCAGCACCAGCACUCCAUACCAGGUUGUCGACUUCCUGAACAAACUCUACACAACUUUCGAUGAAAUCAUCGAUAAUUACGACGUCUACAAAGUGGAGACCAUCGGAGACGCCUAUAUGGUGGUGUCGGGUGUGCCGCGUGAGAAUGGGAUCCUCCACGCGUCUGAAAUCGCCAGCAUGGCCCUGGAUCUGGUGUGUGUGUGCAAAACAUUCAGGAUCCCACACAAACCCCAAACACAGCUACAGAUUCGUGCAGGAAUACACUCAGGCCCGGUGGUGGCCGGUGUGGUCGGGACUAAAAUGCCGCGGUACUGUUUGUUUGGAGACACCGUAAACACAGCAUCACGCAUGGAGUCCACGAGUCAAGCUCUGAAGAUCCAGUGCAGCUCCAGUGCGUUUUACCUUCUGGAGGAGAUCGGGGGAUACACACUCACCUGCAGAGGAGUGUUACAGGUCAAGGGUAAAGGGGACAUGGUGACGUACUGGUUGGAGGGGAAGCAGUCGGUGAAGGUCUGUAAGGAGGAUAAGAAGAAUAAGGAGAAUACGGAGAAGCGAGUGGACGAUGUAGACAAAGAGCAGUUUAACCUUCUCCCUGGAGUCUGCAACAACAACACCAGCAACGACCUGCUAUUUGAACCCAACUAACACAAACACACACUGCGACACACUCUGAUCAACCCUGGUUUUUGACGAAACACACUGUCACAUGUCAGGACGGUGUGAACACAGGGUGUGUACUCAGUGUACUCUUUAAUAUCUUAUUCCUAACGUUUAUAUUUAAUUACUACAAAAUAAACUGUAGAUGGGA